GCACAUUUAAAGCCACACUUCCUUUGGGUCCUUAGCACACGGUUUUGUUUACAUCCACGUCACCAGGAAAUACAUCCCGUGUGUGUCAACAUCUCUGUUACAUCCAUGGUCAACAUGCUGAGACAGGACUCCCAAGACGCUCCUCUUUUUGGUGAAGAUGACGGUGACAUCAGGCAAAGAAAGUCCAAAAUUAGACAUCCACUGGCCUCUUUCUUCCAUCUCUUCUUCCGAACAAGUGCCAUCUUGGUCUAUUUACUGUGUGACAUCUUCAGCAGUCGUUUCAUUGCCUGUAUGGUCACCAUCAUCCUCCUGCUGUCAUGCGACUUCUGGACCGUUAAGAAUGUAUCUGGCAGAUUGUUAGUGGGCCUUCGGUGGUGGAAUCAAGUGGAUGAAGAUGGAAAGAGCCACUGGGUAUUUGAGUCGAGGAAGACACACAGUCUAAACGCAACGUCUGGUGCUGAGUCACGGAUCUUCUGGCUUGGACUCAUUGUAUGCCCCAUCUUCUGGAUCGUUUUUGUGUUCAGCACCAUCUUCUCCUUCAAGAUUAAAUGGCUGGCUGUGGUAAUCAUGGGCUUGGUUUUACAAUGGGCCAACCUGUAUGGCUAUGUCAGAUGCAAGGUUGGGGGAAAGUCCAGCCUGAGAAACAUGGCAAAGAACUAUCUUGGUGUUCAGCUUUUUAAACAGGCAAUGAAGAAAUCAGAGGAACCUUGAAGUUGAAGAGGAGGAAUGAAGACACAUCGGCAGUGUAAUGGACACUUUAUAUUAACUUGCUUCCUGUUGGUCUUUUCUGAGGAUAUAUGGGUUUUUGUAAUUUCACUCUUUACAAGAUUUUGAUCAAAUUGAUUUUGUAUGUUGUUUCUCCCAAUUCAUUGACUGAUGAAUUCAGGAAUAAGUGCCAAAACUUUUCUAAUAAUUAAAAUAAAAUAAAAUAUGGUUGCUUUUGAGAAUGAAUGUCAUACAGUAGUUUUGGCAGUGCGUUAUUUCAGAGCAGUUAUACUUUUUACUGAUGUAAGGUAGUCGUGAAAUGUAAUCACGAUCAAACCAUUACUUUACAUUGCUUUGUCACAGUCCCUAAUAGGCUUUAAUCUAUC
Molecule: messenger RNA, 1091 nt
Organism: Sander lucioperca (pikeperch)
Lineage: Eukaryota; Metazoa; Chordata; Actinopteri; Perciformes; Percidae
Exons: 7
Coding region: 106-711 (201 amino acids)
Biological process (GO): vesicle-mediated transport; protein secretion
Cellular component (GO): Golgi membrane
Source: RefSeq, a predicted model, not a curated record